AUGAUAGAGCAAGAAAAAGAAACAAGUUGUUCAAAUUUUAUUGACGGUGAAUUCCCGGUUUCGCGAUUACUUUUAGAGUAUGAUGCCAAUGACGAAAAAAAAAAAGAUUCAGAAGAGGAAAUCUUAAAUAAAGACCUCUCACGCUUGGUUGUUAAACCAAUCAAUUCCAAACACAAGAGAAUUUUAGCAUUUUUUGCAGGAGCCGAUUCAAUUGUUAACAUUAAUAUUAAGAAAAAAUUAUCAAAAAUAACUGUCAAAGAAGCUGAAAUUGCUUAUGGAUUCCAACAAAUGAUGGAAGAUACGCAUAGUGAAGUUUAUGCAGACAUGUUAAUCAAAAUUAUUACAGAUCCGGUUGAACGCGACGAACUUAUUAAUGCGUUUAAAACAGUUGCAUCUAUUAAGAGAAUGAUUCAAUGGGCUCAACGAUGGAUUAAUUCUAAACGCAGAAUUGGGUACUCGAUUGUCGUAUUUUGUAUUUUUGAGGGAUUAAUGUUUUCGGGGGCUUUUGCCGGAAUAUAUUGGCUCAAAAAGAUUCUUGGCGAAGAUAUAAUGAAAGGUUUAAUACAAUCAAAUAAUUUAAUUGCCAAAGAUGAAGGCAUGCACACAAUUUUCGGAUGUGUCAUUUACACCUUCAUUAUUUAUAGACUGUCUUUUGAGGAGAUUUGUGAAUUAAUGAAAGAGGCUGUUGAAAUUUGCAAAUCUUUUACAAAAGACGCAAUUUGUGUUGACAUGAUUGGUAUGAACGUCGAACUUAUGUAUAAUUACAUUGAGUAUGUUGCUGACAGGCUUAUGGUAUAUCUCGGUUAUGAAAAGAUCUUUAUGACAAAAAUUCCUGAUCAGUUUCAGUUUAUGGACACAAUCGGUUUUCUUAAUAAGGACAACUUCUUUGAACGUCGUGCAACCGAAUAUCAAAAAGCUUAUAAUGACCGAAAUAGGGCUGACUGGAACUUUAAACUUCUCCCUAUUUACUAA
Molecule: messenger RNA, 972 nt
Organism: Hydra vulgaris (swiftwater hydra)
Lineage: Eukaryota; Metazoa; Cnidaria; Hydrozoa; Anthoathecata; Hydridae
Source: RefSeq, a predicted model, not a curated record